This is a messenger RNA of Microcebus murinus (gray mouse lemur), 867 nucleotides long. The record is from RefSeq and is a predicted model, not a curated record. Lineage: Eukaryota; Metazoa; Chordata; Mammalia; Primates; Cheirogaleidae.
AUGAGAAACCAUACAAUAACAACAUUUAUCCUGCUGGGACUGACUGAUGAUCCACAACUGAAGGUUGUGAUUUUCAUCUUUUUAUUUCUCACUUACAUGUUGAGUGUAACUGGGAACCUGACAAUCAUCUCCCUCACCUUCAUGGAUUCACACCUUAAAACUGCCAUGUACUUCUUCCUACAAAAUUUCUCGUUUUUAGAAAUCUCAUUUACAUCUGCCUGUAUUCCCAGAUACCUGUACAACAUAUCAACAGGUGACAAGACAAUUACAUAUAACAACUGUGCCAUUCAAAUUUUUUUUACUGAUCUUUUUGGUGUAACAGAAUUUUUUCUCCUUGCCACCAUGUCCUAUGACCGAUACGUGGCCAUCUGCAAACCCCUGCAUUAUGUGACCAUCAUGAACAACCAGAACUGUAGAAAACUCAUUCUUUGUUGCUGGACAGCUGGCUUGCUGAUCAUACUCCCACCCCUUAGCCUGGGUCUAAAUCUGGAAUUCUGUGACUCUAAUGUUAUCGACCAUUUUGUCUGUGAUGCAUCCCCGCUCCUAAAGAUCUCUUGCUCAGAAACAUGGCUCAUAGAGCAGAUGGUCAUAGGCUGUGCUGUGUUGACCUUUAUCAUGACCCUUGUAUGUGUAGUUCUAUCCUACGUAUACAUCAUUAAGACCAUUCUACAAUUUCCUUCUGCCAAGCAAAGGAAAAAGGCAUUUUCUACCUGCUCUUCCCACAUAAUUGUGGUCGCCAUCACCUAUGGAAGCUGCAUCUUCAUCUAUGUUAAGCCUUCAGCAAAGGAAUCAGUGGCUAUUAACAAGGGUGUGACAGUCCUCACUACUUCCAUUGCCCCUAUGCUGAAUCCUUUUAUUUACACUUAA